UUUUGACGGUGCGUUCCUUCCCAACCCAAACGCUAUUGCGAUUGCGCACUACCGGUAGAUCCGGUUGCCCGUUACUUCUUCCUUUUCUCUAAUCUUUUGUCGUUCCAUCCCCUUUUGCUAUUUCAAAAUAACAAAGCAUAGUACCCGCUUUUCACACUAUUUACAGAGCGAUUCUGCUACUUUUCAACUCCGAACCCUAUCCCUAGGGUUUUUCAGUGGGUUGUUUGCUGGCGCUUCUAAUUUAAUGCUAUAGGCUGAGGUUGAAGUGGAUCCACUCGACUCAAUAACUCUUCUCAACAACUUUUGAUGCUGUUGUGAAGCUUUAAGGUCAAUAGAAUGUCUCGAGCGGAGCAACUUUGGGAGCGGUUAGUCCGUGCUGCAUUGAGGAGGGAAAGGAUUGGUGAUGAUGCAUAUGGGCGACCUGUUGGAGGAAUUGCUGGAAAUGUACCAUCUGCCCUAGCUAAAAAUAGGGAUAUAGAUGAAAUUUUAAGGGUUGCUGAUGAAAUUCAAGAUGAUGAUCCCAAUAUCUCAAGAAUAUUAUGUGAGCAUGCAUAUUCACUAUCUCAAAAUUUGGACCCUAACAGUGAAGGCCGAGGUGUUUUACAAUUCAAGACUGGUUUGAUGUCUGUCAUCAAGCAAAAACUGGCUAAAAGAGAAGUGGGAAACAUAGAUAGAAGUCAAGAUGUAGCUCGGUUACAAGAGUUCUACAAGAGUUAUAGAGAGAAGAAUAAUGUGGAUAAAUUACGUGAGGAAGAAAUGAAGUUGAGGGAAUCUGGUGCUUUCAGCCGGGAUCUUGGCGAGUUGGAGCGCAAGACUGUGAAGAGGAAAAGGGUUUUUGCUACCUUAAAGGUUUUGGGGACAGUACUUGAGCAGCUGAGUGAAGAAAUUCCUGAUGAGUUGAAGCAGGUCAUGGACUCAGAUUCUGCAUAUACAGAGGAUUUGAUUGCAUACAACAUCAUCCCCUUAGAUGCUUCUUCUUCAACAAAUGCUAUUGUUUCUUUCCCCGAGGUUCAAGCAGCUGUUUCAGCUUUGAAGUAUUUCAGUGGCUUGCCAGAGUUGCCUAGGGGCUAUUUCAUUCCUCCUACAAGGAAUGCUAACAUGUUCGAUUUUUUGCAGUGUACUUUUGGAUUUCAGAAAGAUAAUGUAGCUAAUCAACAUGAACACAUAAUUCACCUGCUUGCAAAUGAGCAAUCCCGACUUGGAAUUCCAGAUCUAGCAGAACCUAAAUUGGAUGAAACUGCUGUGCAGGCAAUAUUCCUCAAGUCCCUUGAGAAUUACAUAAAAUGGUGCAACUAUUUAUGCAUUCAGCCUGUUUGGAGCAGUAUGCAGGCUGUUACUAAGGAGAAGAAAUUACUAUUUGUUUCUUUGUACUUCCUGAUAUGGGGUGAAGCCUCAAAUAUCAGGUUUCUACCAGAAUGCUUGUGCUACAUAUUUCAUCACAUGGCUAGAGAGAUGGAUGAGAUCUUAAGGCAGCAGAUUGCACAGCCAGCUAAUAGUUGCACUUAUGAUUCUAAGGAUGGUGUCUCAUUUCUUGAUAAUGUUAUCUUUCCUCUCUAUGAUAUUGUUUCUGCAGAAGCAGCAAACAAUGAUAAUGGGAAAGCACCUCAUUCCUCCUGGAGAAAUUAUGACGAUUUUAAUGAGUAUUUCUGGUCACUCCAUUGCUUUGAGCUUGGUUGGCCAUGGCGCAAAACUUCUUCAUUUUUCCAAAAGCCACUACCCAGAUCAAAGAAGAUGCUUAUAUCUGGCAGAAGUAGGCAUCGGGGUAAAACAUCUUUUGUGGAGCAUCGAACUUUUUUUCAUCUUUAUCAUAGCUUCCACCGAUUGUGGAUAUUUCUUUUCAUGAUGUUUCAGGGUCUAACAAUCAUUGCAUUCAAUGAUGGAAAUCUUAAUGCCAAGACUUUGCGAGGGGUUCUUAGUCUUGGACCUACAUUUGUUGUGAUGAAAUUUUUUGAAAGUGUUCUGGACAUUUUCAUGAUGUAUGGUGCAUAUUCAACAACAAGAAGCCUAGCUGUCUCACGAAUUUUUUUACGAUUUGUUUGGUUCAGCCUUGCUUCAGUUUUCAUAACUUUCCUCUAUGUAAAAGCACUUCAGGAAGAGAGUAAAAGAAAUGCAAACUCGGUUGUUUUCAGAUUGUAUGUGAUUGUCAUAGGGAUUUAUGCUGGUGUCCAAAUUUUCAUUAGUUUCCUUAUGCGGAUACCGGCAUGUCAUCGUCUAACAAAUCAAUGUGAUCGUUGGCCUUUAAUUCGCUUUGUGAAGUGGCUGCGCCAGGAACGACAUUAUGUUGGACGGGGAAUGUAUGAAAGGAGUUCAGAUUUCAUAAAGUAUGUUCUAGAUCUUGUAGGAAAAGCAAGAUUGUUGCUAUCCCACUAUUUUAAUUUUAGAUUGUAG
Cajanus cajan (pigeon pea) is the source of this 2388-nucleotide messenger RNA. The record is from RefSeq and is a predicted model, not a curated record. NCBI's taxonomy places the organism in Eukaryota, Viridiplantae, Streptophyta, Magnoliopsida, Fabales, Fabaceae.